Gallus gallus (chicken) is the source of this 14123-nucleotide messenger RNA. RefSeq names its product Bardet-Biedl syndrome 12 (gene BBS12). The transcript has 2 exons. Gene Ontology annotation, molecular function: ATP binding. NCBI's taxonomy places the organism in Eukaryota, Metazoa, Chordata, Aves, Galliformes, Phasianidae. The coding region runs from base 498 to 2639 and encodes 713 amino acids. The record is from RefSeq and is a predicted model, not a curated record. Gene Ontology annotation, biological process: chaperone-mediated protein complex assembly; photoreceptor cell maintenance.
GUCAUGGCAACGGAGCGGUUGUGAGCGCGCGGCUCAGCCCGCCUCGCCACCGUUGGGCCGCCACGGGGCUCCUGAGGGGCGGGCGGCGGGGGGAGGAGAAGGCCGUGGCGAAGCGCUGAGGAAUCGGCGCCUUCCUCCGGCGGGCGGGCCGCUAGCACGCGUGCAAAGCUAAGCAUUGAGUGUGGGGCCUGUCUCUUGUACCCCGGUUCUGUACUAGCGACUCCUAAAACCGCCGUGUGCAAACGUGACGAGCGGCCCCGAGCCAAGCCGUGUCUCGGCCCUUUGCUUUCGGCCAGGUGCGGCGGCGGGCUGCGGGGCGGCAGCGUGCAGGUAGAGGAGGCCUGGUGUGCCGGCAAGGCUGUCCUUAUCGCCGGUCGCGGUUAUUGAGCGGUUCUGCAGGAUCCCUCCUGCCCUCUGCUGAGCUCGAGUCCGAACGUUGCUCCAUUUCAGCUUUUCCACCUCAGGCUGGAUGGAAAAAGAGAUGCUGCACACUGGCCAUGGCUUUCAGGGCUGUGAAUUCAAGAAGACAUAUCGGACUCCAGCAGCUCUCAUCCUUGGCGUGGGCUGGACGAACGUUAUUGGGACCAAUGAAAGCCUGUAAAUUUGUUGUGGAUGAAAGCACCGAUGAAAGCAUGUUGAUUUGUUCUGCUGUUAGACUGAUGGAAAGUUUGGAUUUAACUAGUGCUGCUGGACAGCUUCUUAAUGAAACCAUUCAGGCCCAAAGCAAGGAAUUUAAAACCGGGAUGAGUACCCUGUUAUUUCUUGUUGGUGCAUGGAGCAACGCCAUACUGGAAUGCCUCCAGCAGAACGUUCCUGUUUCAGCAAUAGUAUCUGUGAUGUCUGAGGGGUUGGACUCUUGCUGUGAGAAAGUCCAGUGUCUUCAAGUAUCAGUACAUGAUGUAAACAAAGAGCUGUGUUCUAGCAGUGUUAGGCCAAGCGCUUCUGAAAGUAAAGCUUCCCAAAUUCCAUGUGGCAGUUCUCUAAAUCGUCAGAUUUAUCUGUGUUUUCAGAAAGAUAUUUCUGCAUCAGAAGAACUUGUUCCAAGGAAUUCUUAUUUCCCUCAGGAAGCUGAUUGUAAUUUUAAUAAGGGCCUGGUUUGGCCUUUGGCCAGCUUUGGUUCAGUAGCUUCCCUUGUCAGGUCAGUGGAUGAUGGAAGUACAUCUGUGAUUUCUGGAAGUGGUGUCUCUGCAUCCAUCUGUAAACAAAAAAAGUUAACUCACAGCAGAUACUUCAGCCCUGGAGCAAAAAGCCAUGUUUCAAGUCACCUAGGUGAUUCUCAGGUAUACCUCUCAGGACAGUCAGCAUAUACUUGUGAAUGUUACGGGUUAGGACACCUGGCAAUGGCUCUGAGCCAUGGAAGUCAGCCUAGCAUGAAACUGCUUCAAAGCAUUGUUGCGUAUCAACACGAGAGAGCAGAAUGUAGUGGCUCUUCCCAGUUCAGUAUCGCAGAAAUUGCAACAUGCUGUUUACCAGGUCUGCCUGAAAGUUACUCUUGUGUUUGCCCAGGUUUUGUCACUCUCGUGUCACCAGAACAAGCCACAGUUAUCAAACACUUUCAGGACAAAUCCCUUUGGAUUGUGCUAAUGGAUGGUGACCUCACUGAGCAAUAUCGUCACUUAGGUUUCACUAAACCACGGAAUGUAAAGACCAUAUUGGAGUAUCCUAGCCUACAGGAAGGUGGAUCGAGAACCUCGUGGCUAAGCAAUAUGUUAGAUAUUCUAAUAAGCUUGGAAGUAAACUUGGUUUUGGUCAAAGGAAAUGUGUGUGAAAACUUAAUGGAAAGAUGCAUCGCAAACAAUAUAUUGGUAAUUAGUUCUGUGACUCAGAAUGUGUUGAGUGCCUUUGGGGAGGUGACCGGUGCCCAGCCCGUGACGUACCUCACUCAGCUGAAUGCUUCUUGCCUGGGGAGCGGGGUUCGGGUGGAGCUGUGGAAGGGCUGCGAUGAGCGUGCAAUGGAACUGGGUCAGCUUGUGCCAGUCAGGAUAAAAGUGCAAGGAAUUUCCCUGCUCACGGCUGUGCUCACCACUGCUGUAGCUUCAAAGAUGUGUCUCAUUGAAGACCAAUUUUGGACUUUUGUGUAUCGACUCCAUCACGCUUUAAGGGAUGGGAAGGUUUUUCUUGGCGGUGGUGCGGUUGAGUUCUUAUGUCUUAGUCACAGUCAGAUGCUUGCAGAACAGUGUUUAAAGCUAGCAGGUAAAAAGGCUGUGAAGGAGUUCCGUAGUCCUCAGCUGGCAGCAUUUUCGUCAGAGUAUAAAGCAGUUGUGCUUCAAGCACUAGCCACUGGCUGGAGCCAGUAUCUUUCCGUGGUUAUGUAUAACACUGCAAAAACAGCGUCGGAGUUUGAAGCGCGUACCUUAAUUGAUCAUCACCUCCAAAAAGCAGCUGACUGUGGCUCUCCCUCAGCGUAUGUACUGAAAGAGUUCAGAAGAGGCAGUAUGUUCAGGGGUUGUUCUAUUCCUUUCACUGACAAUGAAGAGGGUGUAAAGGUUUAUGAUAAUGUUACAGCCAAGAUGGAGGCGUGGCGGAGAGCUCUGGACUUGGUGCUGCUGGUGCUUCAAACAGACGCUGAAAUCAUCAUAGGUCCCAGAAGGAGUCAGCUAUUAAACUCACGUUCAUCGAGUGAAUUUAUGUUUUUGUAGGGCUUUCUUUUUUCUUUUUUUUUUUAAUGAGUCCAGGAGUCAACGGGUGGAAGACGCCCAGGUACAAUCUACAUUUCUUCAAAAAGCAAACAGUAACAAGGUAGAUCGCAUUUCCCAUUUCUACAAACUGGAGUUAAAUAAAACAAAAAUCACUUGUGGGCUAAUCUCUAACCCCAGCCGUCAGUUCCUAACUGAUGAUACUGUCUACGUGGAUAGGCUAAUCCAGUCCAGCUGACUUUUCUAGCUUUAUUUAGCAGAGCAGAUGUGCAGUUCUUUUUUUCAUUAUAAAGAGGAGCACUGUGAAGUCAAGUUGGAGAAAUGUUAGAUUCCUUGUAUAAACUUGUAUAUUCCGAACGUGUGCUGUCUGCACGGGGUAUUUGCACUCAUAUAAAGUACUUAAUAUCUUCUAAAGAGGGGGCUUUCUUACAUAAUGUUGGCUUACUUGGCUGUGUUAGACCUAAGAGAUACUUAAGAUCGUGAUUCAUAACGGUUAUUCAUAAUUUUUAAAAUCUUGCUCUUAACUCCUUUGCAUUCCAAGUUAAGCUCACAAUAACUUAUGACUGUUGCAUCUUAAACUAAGAGAUUGUAAUGGUUGAUUCUGUUUUUGCAUAAUUGUAUGGGCAAUAUGUUUUCUAUUUUGAAAUAUAUUCCCUUUGAAAUGUCUCAGGUUUCUGUAUAAAUUCAGGCUGAAGCCUCCCUUUUUGUAUUACAGAGCAGAUAUAGCUCUACACAGUUCUGUUUCUAUACCGACUUGGAUUUUUAGAUUAUUUCCUUUAGGUUCUUUCAGAUAGCCUCGUGGAGAGGAAAAGUGUAAUUAUGUCAGCUGUUUGCUAAAAACUGAAAAUGAAUCUUACCUGAAUGGUUGAGGCUCAGGCGUGGCGCUGUGUCUCAGCACUUAAAAACUGAAAGCAGAACAAUUCAGAAGUGGCUCUUUGUUGCAAGAGAGAGGUUUGUAACGUAUGUUUGUAAGAGGGUAUUUUUUCAGAAAUUGGCAUUUUGACAUAGUGAUGUGUUGGGUGAAAGCAGAAUGUAAAGAGAAUGGAAAGGGUCAUUUGAAGAGAAUUAGGAACUCACUUUAGGAAUUGAUUCUCAUUAAAAUGCUGAUGCCUGGCAGUACUUGGCUUAAGCACUUACCCAUUCUGAGUUCUGGUGACAUACAGUCCUGUGGUGGUGAAAUCUAAGAAUUGGGGUGGGCUAAAGAGUAUGUUUUCUGGGUCCUGAUUCCUUUGGGCUUACUUCCAUUGUCAUAUGUCUUCAUCACAGAAGACAUUUUAGAGAGGAGCCAUCAGCUGUGUUGAAUCCCCGUGGUCUUUGGCUGUGCCCCAGUACCUCUGAUUCCUGAUGGAGUUGCUCCUUCUGCCUGGGAAGGCCUCUCCCCUUUGCCUGUGUAUUUCAGGGUGCCUAAUUCCAGAAGGCUUGAGUUUAUGGAAAGGAAAGGCAGUUCCUAAAAUGUUUCUCCCAUGGUGCCAACCAUUAACCUGCAGCAGCCUUCUGUGCUGUAUGUAUUUUAGCAAAUUCCAUAUGCAGCUCUUUCAUAGAGCUGUUUGCCAGAGUGGUUUAUGCUAAGUGAAUGACUCAUGUAUUUAGUAUAUGGGGCAAGGAAAGACAUAGAUAAUGAAGUUCACCCUUAAAUGUUGUAGGUGCCUAUAGAUGCAUUUGUGUAUGAAAGUUAUGUUGUAUGUUAUGUUGGUGUGUUUUCAAAUGUUGCAUUGAGAACUCUCAUUGCUGCAUUUGACGUUUCUGUUUUCUAAUUGAAUGUAAAUAGAAGGCCUUUAGGAAGGCUAAGGGAGCAUAUGAAUUGCAGUUACUGUUUGUAAAUAUCAUGGAAUAACUUUUCUGUUUGUGGAAAGCUGUGCUCAAAGUAUUUGGCCACCACUUAUCUGAAAGUAUGCGUAUUUUACUUUUCUUACAAACUCCAGAAAUCAGUGGGUUUUGGUAAAAUCUCAUAGGUAAUAUACAAGUUUGAAGGAAAAGUUCUUAGCACCAUACAGAUCUAUUUUAAAGUUGUGAUCAUACUGCAGUUAUAUUUUAAUUAUUAGGUGAUUGGCCAUUGUAAGUGCUAGGUCAUGCGUCUCAAGACAUCAGAGAAACCAGUUUGAAAACCAGCACAAGAAAGAUGUGGAACUGUUGGAACGGGUCCAGAGGAGGGCCACUAAGAUGAUCCGAGGGCUCCUAUGAAGAAAGGUUGAGGGAACUGGGAUUGUUUAGCUUGGAGAAGGCUCCAGGGAGACCUCAUUGUGGCCUUCCAGUGCUUGAAGGGAGCGUAUAAACAAGAGGGGGAAUGGCUGUUUAUGAGGGUAGAUAGUGAUAGGACAGUGGUCUUAAACUGAGACAGGGGAGGUUUAGGUUAGAUAUUAGGAGGAAUGUUUUCACACAUAGGGUGGUGAUGCACUGGAACAGGUUGCCCAAGGAGGUUGUGGAUGCCCCAUCCCUGGAGGCAUUCAAGGCCAGGCUGGAUGUGGCUCUGGGCAGCCUGGUCUGCUGGUUGGCGACCCUGCACAUAGCAGGGGGGUUGAAAUUCGAUGGUCAUUGUGGACCUUUUCAACCCAGGCCAUUCUAUGAUUCUAUGAGAGAUCAAAAGGUUAAAGGAGGUAGAGGGUAUAAGGGGAAAAAAGAAAGGGAAACCCAAUGUAUAAAUAGAGACAAAUUGUGCUUCUUUGCAGCUGUUUGCAGCUCGUGUUUGGCUUUACUGUUUUUCUUGAGCCUCCUGUACUUAGUGUUGCAUAAUCCCUGUUUCCAAGAAAAGAUCCAGUUGCACUUCACUUGAAUAAUAGAGUUAAGUGGAUUAUGGAAAAAUUUCAUACAUGAAUUGUGCUGAAGUGGUCCAAGCGUCUAUUUAUAAGGCUGUAAGGCACUGUGAGCUGACGCACCAAGCGUUGAGAAAAUCCAAUGAUGUCAUUUUUCCAAUCAGGCUAUUUAAAAGUACUUAAUGGUGUAUUUAAAUUCUGCGAAGCAGAGGUUUUCUGAAAAGCCCUCAGACAUAGUAUUUUGAUUAUUUAACAGUUGCUUUUCUACAGGCCAACAAAAUGGGAAGUUUUAAAACUUUGCUGGAUACUAUAUAGUGGAUUACUUAAAAUUGUCUCUUUGAUUUGCAUAGAAGAUAAAGGCGCGCUGUCUUCAAGGCGUCCUCCUUCUGCAGUGUGAAGUCUGAUAUACGUGUGGACUCCUCGGCACCAAAUCUCUAACAUCUUGCUGCUACAACAUGGAAUUGGUCCCUGCAUGCGUCUGGCAUGACUUGACCUAGUGUGGGGAAUUGUGCCAGCAACUGCCGCUGGCAGUUUCAGCUUUUCCCUUGGCAGAUGUUCCUCGGCCAUACACAAAGGUUGUUUGUAUAGAGUAUGAUGUGAUGGAAGAGCUAAGCUUUUGCAUUUGACGUGCUGGGGAUAUUGAAAGACAAAAGAGGUUUUAGAGCAGGGAUUGUCUCAAGAAGCAGGCAGCCUGUGACUCUGCUGGAACCCUGUCCUUGUUGGGUGCCCGGUUCUGCCACUGUGCUACUUUGAAUGGAGGGAGUCCAGAAGCCCUCUUGAGCUCAGUUCCGUGCAAGUAGUUAGAGCAGUUCAUAUGACACGAAUUUAGAAUGUAAAAAAUCUCAGACUUAAUUCUGUCACUUGCUGCUCAGGCAUGGACAAACAAGAGGCUGGUUUUGAUCCUAAAUGGCGGAGGAAUGAAAGAACACUAUUCUAGUUUGGCUUUCUGUCUGUUUCUUCCAUUAGUAAUACCCAUUUCUUUAGAAUUUGGAAACACCCACAGUGGUGGUAGUGCUGUGAUUCUGUUCGUUGCGUUAUGUUCCUGAAAGCCUUGUUAUUUCUUUUGCUGUUUCCAUUUUGAAAGUAGCAAUUAGCAUCCGUGGCUGUGUGUGCAAGCUUUGCAAAUGCUGGGCUGCGUAUUGCGCAGUGCCCAACAGAGCUGGAAUUGUGUUACGUGCAAUACAGUAAGCCUUGAGAACGUAGGACUGGGAACCUCUGGCAAACACUAGCAGAUAGCUCAGGGACGAGGUAGCAGUGUGUCAUCAGAGGAAACAAUGCAUAACUGAGGCACAGCUGCACUUCUGCAAGCACUCCUUCCCCAGGCAUGCAGUGUGCAUUUCAAGACUUAGCAGAGGAACAUCAAUGAACUUAAUAGUCAUGUGUCUACAAUGUGAGUAUCUUGGUGGCCUCUGAGAAGCUAAUUUUUCUUAGAAGGGAGUUUCUAGUUUUUGCUGUUCAAAGACAUUGUCAAUGUAAACACCAGUCACAGUGAAGCUUCCUGCAGACUGACUAACUGGUGUGUGAUCUUUGUGAGCCGAGUGCUGACCACAUUGCUCACCAUCUCCUUACCUUUGAGCUCAAGGCACUGAACUCCCAGAGGACGUGAUGAGGAACAUCCUGAGCAGUGGAAAGGAUGUUAUGUAGUAGCUUGGUGGCUUGGCAUGGCCGUGUAGAAAUGUGAUUAGUGAACUUGUCAGUGCAUAAAUUGACAGGCUGAAAUCCUGCAAAACAGAGGCAGCAGUCCUCAAAGCAGUUGCUGAAGUGGGGAGCACACGUGCACACCUCAGGGCGGAUGUAGCUGUGGUAGUUUGUAGCUGGGGGAAGUGACGGUGUCCUCCUUGUCACACACAGGUCAGGGAGGCACAGUGGCAGUUCAGGAAAGAGGUGCUUCCCAGAGUGAAGGGAAAAAGGAGUUCUCUAAUUUCUCCCUCCACUAAGAGAGGCCCCUGGGGAGUGGCUUUGUAUGACGUUUAAUCCAACCCAAUGUUUACCAGCAUGGUCCCUGGAAGCCACAAGUUUCUGUGUCACUCAACAAGUGGGACUUGGAAUAGAUGUCAUGCAACUGUAGCCACAAUGAGCCGGCUCACUCCACUGGAGGCACAAGAAAACUGCUGUUAGGUUUUCACUGGUGGCCGUGAUCCCUUUUAUAAUGGGAAGGUACCUGAGAUGAAGUUUUAAAUAGAGGCAUGUAGCUAGAACAGAGUGAGAGCUGAGGUUGCUCUGCUGUAUGGAGGCAUUGCAUCAGUGAGUUUAAGGCUACUGCACUCACAGCUACACUUUUUGGGAGGAUGAUUCUUUUAAAUGUUUAGUUAAAAGGAAAUUGUAUUGCUAGCUUUCUGAUGUUUGUAUAGUAAGCAUGGCAUCCUUCAGGGUGGGAAAUAUACACAAGUCGUUCAUAAAUAUACACCUGAAUUUUAAAAUGUCUGCUACAAGAUUACAUGGUGGUUCUAUCCUGCUUAUUAAAUCUAAUAUACUGUAAAAAGAGGGCUUCCAAGUAGGGUCUGGAAAGAAACAUUGCUACAGCAUAGAUUUCCAAGUCUCUAGGGUUACUUUAAAGCUGUUGCAGGGGACACAAGAAGGACAGGAGACAUGUUUGGGAGGAAUUCUAGCACGUUUUUCAGCGGGUUGGAAGGGAAAGGCUGGCCCAUGAUCAUAUACAGAUGGUGAAAGAGCACGUGGGAAGGAGGGGAAGCAAGCAGGGAAAGCCUCUACUUGGUUUUCUUGCCUCACAGAGAUUCAAAACAAGAGUACAAAUCUGUCUGGGUGGAAAGGAAUUCUUUUCUUUGAGACUCAGUCCAAACAAUAGGAUUUUUUUUUUCAUUACUGCAAGAUUACAAAAGAUACUGUGCAGUUUUUCUUUAGAAGUAGUGACCAGUGUCAGUUCAAAUCAGUAGGCUGGGGUUUCGUGUUAUUAGCAGCUUUUGUCUGCUGUGUUGUGAGACCAAAUAUUUAACCAAUGUUGUGGAUUUGGAGAGAUGACUGAAAAUAACACGUAACAGUUGCUUGAACUGAUUUAUUUCCAAGGUGUAAUCUGAGUCACUGCUUUCACUGUUUAAACUUCAAAACAAAACAUCUAUUUGUUAAUACUGGAGAGCCAAAAUAACUCCAGAAGUGUUGUAGAAGAUAUAUGUAUCUAUGAUACAUGUGUUCUACAGCAGAACAGAGGUACUUUCUCAGUUAGCAGCACUAACCUGUAGUCACACAGUCCUGAACCAGGACAGCUGAUCUACUGACCUCCUGUUUACAUCAAUGAAAACCAUCUGUCUCAUUUUUUCAGACUCUCUAUUGUCAAUAAAUCCUAGUUUUACUGAAAAAGUCUUUUACAAAAACAAAUUAAAAAACCCAACCAGACAACAACCACCACCACCAAAAAAAAAAAAACAAAAAAAAAAACCAACAACAACAAAAAAACACCUCCAACAAAGAAAACACACAAAAACCCAAACAGUAAAUGGAAAAGAAUUGUCUUGUUUUGGGUAUUAAUUCCUGUAUUUCAUUUUCUGCUUACUGCGUUUGCAAUUCUGUCAGUGGACUGCAGCUCAGACACACGUAUACCAUGCAGGUAUUAUUUUACUGAAUAACUCCAUAUCUCUAUAAUGUCACUGAUUUCCUACAGUAAUGAAAAUUAGACUGGUCCUCCUGCAGCAGUAUAAAUAUGUUAACUAGAGCGAUUCAGUUAACUGGAUAACUACAUCUCAUGUAUCACUGCAGUUUCUCAAGUAUACCUUGCUCAAGGUAAGGGGUAGUCAGUGUUCAGUACUCCCCUUCUUGCUGCCCUACAUCUCUUAGUUCACAUAAGUACUGUUUAAAUAGCCAUCCCGAGAAUAUUAUUCGCCCUGCUCAAGGAUACUUAUUUUCUGGAGCCAUUUAACUGUGAUGGUAAGUUGAUGGCUGCCAGAAGCCAGGAAACUCAGACUCAAAUGACAGUAAGAAAACUUGACUGGAUACGGAAUUUAUCCUUGUUUAUCUGAAAUACUAGGCAAUUAAUUAAAAGAAAAAAUGAUCCUGGUUAGGCAAUUAUUCUAGCCUGUAUUGUUAAAGUAUUUGACAUUUCAAAGCUGUGCUAUAAAUAAACUCCACAGAAUUGCCAAGUAUCACAUCACUAAUCAGUAUACAUGGAGUUUCUGUGGCUAAUACAAGAAUCCUUCUUAAAUUUCAGCUCCAGUGAUGGAUUCCAGGGAGUGUUUUCAAACAGAGCUUUAAGAGGACGUUCUGCUCAGUUUAUUCUCAUAACCUUUCCUAAGACCAGUGAAACUACAUUAAAAGAGAAGAACUUCAAGGCCAGGAGACGUGCUCCAACUAACUUACUGUAAGCUACUUCUUUGGUGUAUGGGGGAAAUUAGUAAGGAAGGAUUUUAUUGUCUUCCCCUACAACUAGGGGAAUUAAUUUACUUAUAACCUAAGUAGAAAUUAAUGUAUGUUAUUUAUAUAUAUACAUUCAUUCUUGACUGGAAGACAGGCAAGUCAUGACAAAAAUAAAUAACUCUGUGUAACAUUCUAUUCUUUCAAGUGUUCAUGCCCAUCUACCUCAGUUAACAAGAUAAAAUAGGACCUGUUAUUAAUCGGAUUUUCCUUUGAAAGGCCAGUUAAUCUGUUUUCUUUCUGUUUUAUUUGUUGCUAUGAGCCUCUACCACCAGUUCAUUUUUUGUAUGAGAAUUAACAGAUAUUUUUGCUGAUGUGCCUGUGUGACGAGAUGUUCUUGUGCUGCUGUUAUUCUCAGGAGGCUGAAGGGGAAAGGGGAAUCAUACUUUGGUUGUAAAGUAAUACAGGAACCAAUCCCUCUUUCAUCAAGAACAUUAGUAAAGUUUCUGGUGCUUUGGGAAGUAAAAUGCUCAAUUCCUAAGAAACAGAUAAUUUAAAAUCAUGAUUGUCUUUUCCCAUUCCUGUGAAUGCUGGAAAAGGGUAAUUUUCUGAUCAUUACUGGAAAGAAGUGUAAAAUCAGGGGAUGCAUGAACUCUUUCUGUGAUGAACCUGUAGUAAGCUCUAAUAGUGAUAGAAAUUGAGUACUUAAUGAUGACCUGUCGGGGAAAAAAAGCUUCAGAGAGUAAGCUUCAGUAGGUCAAACCAUUCUUUCCACUGAAGAAUUUGAUGCGAAGUAAGAGCCCAGCAUCCCUAGUGGUAAAAACACAUCUUCUGCAGGGUCACUUAGAGAUCAGCUUUGAAGGCAGUUGUAUUCAGCUUUGUCAAUCUGUUUCUUAUCUGUAAGGCUGCAAACUUCUGUAGAGAAGAAACUUUGUUCUUUUCAUAUACUGCCUAACAGAAUGAGGCCCCGGAUAAUGAGUUGAAGCCAGAAUUGUUGUAGUAAUUAAUGAAGUUUAGAUGCCAUCUAAGGUUUGUCUUUUUCACCUUGAAAGACAUUUUCUUGAUUAUUUUUCAAACCUGAUAAAGCUGAUGGAAUUUGUCUGAAAGCCUUCUGCAUUGCUUGGCCAUGCAGAAUUCACACAGAUUUGGUUUCUGUAAGGUUUAUAUCUAGGACAGACUAAUUGUUGGAGGGUAGUAGUAAACCUUGACAAGGAACACAGUAGCUCUUUUCUGGGAUAUGGGGUGAAGAUUAAACCACUGUGGUUACUGAGUGCCAAGGAGAGCUACCAGUAGUCAUAUAACAUACAGUGCAAACUGGGCUGAGCAGAAUGGUUCCUCUACAUACAAAUUGGCAUACUGGCGGGGUGGAAUGAAUGUCGUCUUUUUAAAUCAUAUGGAAAUGAACUGAGACUGCAGUGUUUGUGGGUUAUUCAGUUCUUUUGGGGCUUUUUUUCUUUUUCUUUCUGAGUUUCACUGAUUCUUUCUAAUACCUCCUUAGAAUAACUCUCUAUAAUCUGUGAUCACUUACUUUACAUAAGAUCUCUUUAUUUAUGGCUUUAAUACUGAUCUUCAGAGUUGGAUCUCUGUUUGUUAGUUGUGCUCUGACAAAAACAUAGAAAGCUGCCCUUUGCGUGUUUCUGUUCCACUGCUGUGAUGCAGUGCUGGGUCAGGCAUUUCAGAUGGCAGUGCUUUUAGUAUUGCAAGAAGAAAAUUAACUGGCUUUGACUCUUUUGCUUCAAGUUUGAGGAAGAUCCUUACCCCCUUCAGUCUGAUUUUUGUUCUUUCAUUCCUUUUUUUUUUCUUUUUUUUUUUUCCAAGUGAAAACAUAAAUAACUUUUUUAGAGUUAUGCUUUCAUCUGUGUCUGGCUCUUUUUCUCUGUUUGCUCGAGUCCCCAGAAUUAGCAGGAGUAAUGUUCUAGUUUGCAGUGCAGUAGGAAAGAAUAACUCGACUUUUUAAAAUGUAAUAAACAGCGUAAGACCUGGAACAAGUACAAAACCUUCAGACAAGGUGAAAGCCCCCAGAAGAAUACCUCUAUUCAAAAUGUCUGUGGAUGUCUGCAAAUACUGCCAGGAGCUAAGUCUUGUCCUUUUCCUUUCCAAACAUGUGUAUUAGGCUUUUCUUUAAAAACACGUACUGUAUCCUUGAACUCUCCCAUGCUUCCAGUUAAAGAAGGUAGUAUUUUCUUUAGACUAGUUGAUUCAUACGUAAAAUAAAAUCCGUGAGACAUUAUUUUGGUUUCGGUUAUUUCCCUCUUGUGAUACUGGAUGGAAAACAGUCUUUUUGAAAUACUCAAGCUUUGGAAAACAGCAAAUGUUUCUAGCUGUUGAAGGUUUUUACUGUGGGCUGUAAAAAUAAUGUGCUCUUAAUUACACUUCCUCUACGAUGAAUUCAUACCAUAUUUUGCUUCCCUUGUUUACAAACGCAUUGCUUUCAGCAAGGACCCUGAAUAGAUGGAAACCUACCUGCUUUACUUAAUACUUUUAUCGUAAAAACAAAAGAAAACAAGCAAAUUUUCUGAGGAGAAAAUAGACUUGAAGUUACCUGUCUUGACAUCUCAGGAAUUUCACUGGAUAUAAAACUGGCUCUAACUGAACUGAUCAAGCUUUGUUUAGAAUUUCACAUAUCCUUUAAGACUUGUAUGUACUGUACAGCAGAUCGUCUCCUAAUACUGUCAGCUGUGAUGAGUUUCUCCUGUGCGUGAUUUUUCAUCCCCAGGAUCCAAGCUGUCAACAUACUGGGAUGGCUCGAUUCCCUGGAGCAGCCUUAAAGGCCAAGGUCUGACCCAGUUAGAGACUUCACUCAACAAAGUAUUCUGUGCUGUGCCAUUAGUAAUCAGAUAAAUAGCCUGAUAAUCUCAUGCUGUAUGUCCAUCUCAGAACUGUGGGGCCCAUUGUAAAACAGAAGCACCCUCCCACAACCAUGUAGCCAUUAUAAAUAUACUUCCCUUAAGCCCAUGUGUAUUGAUCUGUUGAUUCCUCUUCUUAAAUCAUAGUAGAUCUUCUGAGGUAACUUUAGCCUGUUUCUUUUCUUUCACUGCCCUCCAUGUCUUCAUUGUGAUUUAUGUAGUUUUUAUUGUUUUUUAAUGGCACCAGUUAGAAUUUUACCUCCUCUUGUCUGUGCAACGAGACAUCUGCUUUACGGACAGAUCAGAAUGGCUUUAUUUUGCGUGGGAACUUUGCCACCAAUUUACCUUUUCAUAAUCCCCAUUGGGUAAAUGGUUGUAGUUAAAACCCCUAUAUCACACAGUCUGUUCUGUACUCAUUUCUAAGUGGACAUGGGAUAACUUGCAUAAUCUGCAUAGCAAAUGAUAGUAAUUUCUUCCUUAAAUAUAGAAUCAUAGCAUGGCUUAGGUUGGAGGGGACCUUGAAGGUCAUCCAGUUCCAACCCCAUGCCAUGGGCAGGGCUACCGCCCACUACACCAGGCUACGCAGGGCCCCAUCCAACCUGGCUUUGUCAUUUUUUUGGGGUCAGUGAGAGUCAGAGACUGACUGUUGUUUAAUGUGUCAUCUGUUCCACCUGGGUGACACCCUUGUGUUUGAACGUCACAAGCAGAGACUGAUUUUGUUAGCUGUGCUAUUGCCAGCAGCCUAAGAAGGAUUCUUUGUGGCUCCAAGGCACUUAUUUACUCGUUUUUAUUUGGCUUGGAAUCACAGAGUUUCUUGUCACAGUCCACUGAGAACAAUAGCAAAAGUCCUGCUGAAAUUUAACUUACUGGGAAGGAAUCACAAAUGGUAUAGGAUUUAUUCUUGGAUUGCCUUACGGUGUCACCAUCUUUUGUUAGAUAAUAAUCUCAUGUUCCUUAAUGACAAGACAGUCAAACAAAGCAUGUCUUCUACAGCAGAGGUUGUCUCUACGGGGGUAGUUUUUUAUUCAAAAUCUAGGCAAGAGAAAAUUCUUCCCAGGCCUCCAAAAUGUGCAUGGAAAGAAGGGAUUCACAUAAAGAUGAUGGCCUUGUGAUCAAAUUUAGCGUCUGAAAUAUUUUUGGACAUGGCAACUCCAGAAAUUCUUCUAAGUAUUUUUCUUAAAAUCCCCUCUAUAUUCUGCUUAUAACAAAGCCCCGUGAGAAUGGCUGCCGGAGAUCAGAAAAUGAACUCCACUGUGAUUCAUAUUUCAGAUCGCCAGGAAAAUGAAAGACUUCAGGCCAAAUCCCAGAACAUGCUCAAAUGUGCGAUAGUCAGGAUCAAGAGCUCAGUAUUUGCUUCUGUGAAGAACUUGGGCUACUUGUAAUUUUUAACCAGUCUUGUAGAAGGAAAUUCACCAAAAAAUGGAGUUAAUGUGUAUGUAUUAUGUGAAGUAGCGUACAAGUCAGGCUAUAGAAUAUCAUGAAUUUUAAAAAAAAAUGUUGCUUGGAUGUUUGUUUUGGUUUUGCUUUCUUUUAAUGUGUGGGGUUUUUUUUGUCUUACAUUGGCAUAAUUAAAAAAGAUUAUUGUCAGA